GGCGGGUGAUCGUAUCAAAGACUUAUUCAUCGGUAUUGAUGUAUGGGGCCGAAAUUUCUACGGAGGUGGACAAUUUAACAUACAAGAGGCAGUUGACAUUGCUCAUGAAAAUGGGUGCUCAUUAGCAAUAUUUGCACCAGCGUGGACUCACGAGGCAAUGUCCACUGACAAAAGUGAUGUUAACACGGUAGCCAUGUCGGACGAUUUGGAUAUGUACGAACACUUCUUGCUCAGAGACCGUGCCCUGUGGGAUAGUAUAUGGGAUUAUUUAAACACUAGACUACCGUGUACUUUGCCAUUCAAAACUUCGUUUUGUAGAGGGCAAGGGAAGAAAAGACGACUUUAUGGAGAGGUACUAUGUCCUGUACCGUGGUACAAUUUACGACAUAUGCAGUACCAACCUAAUUCUUCACAUGGCCCGCACGGAUACCUUUUAUCGACAAUAGAUCGUAUUAUACAUGCCUCACGCUAUGGUAUUCAUAGAAAUUCCAAAAGUAUAAUUAGAUAUAAAGCGGACGAGAACUCUCAAGAACCGCAUGUUGAAUUACAAGCCGUUAAAAGCUUAGAAGAAGAUAUACAAAAAAGUGGAGUUAUACCAAAAUCAGACAGUAUAACCGCACUCACAGAGGAAGGUAAUGAGAAUGAAAUUGUAGACAGACAUGUAAACGAAAGCAAUUCAAAGAGUGUUAAGAGAAAGAUCAAGAAUGCUUUUAAACAUAUGUUUCGAAUAAAAACUUCGAAAAGAGAAGAUGAACUAGAAGAAGAACCCACUCUAGAACCCAAACCUGUCGAUGAACAAAUGAAACUUGAGACUCACCAAGAGCAAGAUAUGGAAAAUGUGUUUGAUUCCAAUAAACCCUUAAUUAUUAAAGACGAACGUCAAGUUACAUUAGAUUUGAAGCCAGCUUCAGCAAGUAAUGCCGAACAAGCACAGGAAAACAAUGUCAUUGAUCAACAGGAUCAACAUGAAGAACGAGACCAAGACGUGGAAAAUGAAGAGUUAGAAGAAGAUAAUGAUGAAAUCGAGUCAAGGGUCAUUAAGGGAAGAUCUAUGGUUCAGGUUUCGAUCAACAUAAAAUUAAAAGACACUUCUGAGAGAACUCGUUAUGGGCUUGCUUACAUUGCGGAGGAAUUAGAAUGCCUCGAAGUUUAUUUUGAUGAUAGUUUUAUUGGUGGCUCAUGUCUAAAGGUUAAUCCUUCGGAUUCGGUGUCACCAAAACACAGAUUAAUAAGAAUAUUCCAUUGUGACUUUUUUUGUGAGGAGUAUUUGAUUGUUUGUGUAGUGACCAAACAUUUGCGUGGAUUCGAGGAACAGUUUUUGAAUAUAAAGUUUUUCAUGACAGAUGCUCAUGAUCAGGAGCACAGAAUUGUCUUGAUCGGGCGCAACUUGCCUCACGCGCAGCACCCCCAGGAAAGCGCUAGCUGCUUUGUAAAUCUGUAUCCUGUAAAUAUGAGCUCUGACACUGACACUGAAUUUAAAGAUAUUCAAAAAUACUUGUUGUUGAAUAAACCAGAUUACUAUGUUCCAGUUGAGAACUCUUAUGAUUGGAUUGUAAGAUAUUAUGAAAUACACCUGCCGGGGUCCAGAGUGACAUCUAUUAACUGUGACACAGGUCUAGCUCAGGGGCCAAUUUUACUGGGUCACUUGGGGAUUUGUCCCAGAUUGAGUGCUAGAUUCUAAUAGAGACGUUCCAAAAGUGUCUCUUAACACGUCGCUAAAAUACUAAAAGAACACUGCAGGCAUCAUGCAGCAUACUACAGUUUUCCGUUAUUUGCUAUAAGUGUAAAUUUAUUUUUCAUAAGAAAAAUGGGAGUUAAUGGGACAAUAUGAUUGAGUCAAGUACCUCGGUAUUUUGUGUACAAGUAGUAGGUAGGUACUAGUGUGUAAGUAAGUGCGAAUAAAACUCUCGACAGUGAUCUUAAGUCACCGAUAGCUUGUCUAAUCUGCCGGAUCUGUUUGAUGCGCACUCGAGCGGUGCGUAGUGCAGGCGCACGCUGCCGCGCUCGUGACAGUGCUGCGGUGACAGGUGGACACAGCCACGA
Ostrinia furnacalis (Asian corn borer) is the source of this 2043-nucleotide messenger RNA. RefSeq lists its product as uncharacterized. Gene Ontology annotation, molecular function: mannosyl-glycoprotein endo-beta-N-acetylglucosaminidase activity. The transcript is spliced from 5 exons. Gene Ontology annotation, biological process: protein deglycosylation. The record is from RefSeq and is a predicted model, not a curated record. Bases 158 to 1681 code for a protein of 507 amino acids. NCBI's taxonomy places the organism in Eukaryota, Metazoa, Arthropoda, Insecta, Lepidoptera, Crambidae.